AAUAGUAAAUAAACUUCAAGUACCAAUAAAUUGAAAACACAAUUUCACUUUUACUAAUGUUACAAACAAAACAUAACAUAAAAAGUUAAUAAUAUCAUAUAAAAUUAUUAAAAAACAUGUCGAAACACAUUAAUAAUAACACAAACGAAUACCUAACAAUGAAAAAUCUCAAACCCAUGCAAUGAAAAGCCCUAAUGAUGAUUCAAUUUAUAAAUAUUGAUAAUGUCAUUACAAAAUGUUAAUACUUAAUACUAAUCAGAAGUUGCCAAGAUGUGAGAGAGGAAUUUCAAAUUUCCAUUUUAGAAAAAGAAAAUUAUUAAAUUCGGACUUUAUUAAAUAUUAAAUAAAAUUAUUUCAUAUUUCUUUUUAAUUAUAAUGUAGAGAGAUGGUUAUGGAGAAAAUCAUGGGAGGAGAGAGAAAGAGAAUCAUUAAUUAAUUAUAUUAAUUUUAAUUAUAUUUGCAUAACUCUAUUUACUCUUAACUACCUAUUAACUACUAACCCCUAUUAACUACCUAAUCCACUAUAAGCCAAUAGGAAGACUUUAAUGUUUUCCUUAAGAAAUGAGGCUUAAGGACUUGAACUCAAGCCCUCAUCGCCCCAUUCAAGGUCGGCAGUGGAAAAGAAUCAACCGGGCCGAAUCGGUCUGGGUCGUUGGGCUGGUAGCUGGGUCGAACUGGGCUUAAAGUUGGGUUUCUGUGUGGACCUAUGUUGGGCCGACUUUGUGCUUAGACCUUGGCUUCUUCAUAUCUGGGCCGAAUCUGUGGAUCUGGAAUCUGGGGUUGAACUGACUGUUUUUUUUUUCUUUUGUUGCAGGUCCAUGGUUUAUAAAAGAGUGGUCUCCAAAUCAAGUGUUAAUUUUCAACCUUGUUUAAGUACAUGUGAACCAACUAUGCAAUAUUAAUUAGAACAUUUGAUUUCAUUAUGAAAUGUAAUCUUCAUCUAAUAAUAAAGUUUUGCUCUCAUUAUCCAAUUUGACCAUUUUAUUAAAAUUAAAUCCUAACCCAAACCUGAAGCGACCUUUAUGAGUUCAAUUCCAAACAUCAUUAUUAGAUGUCAUUCUAGCAUUAACAUCUGCUAAUUUCAAAUUUUGGCUCUCAACUACGAAUCAAAUAAAAGUGAACUUGAUAAUUAUUGGUACUUAUUGACUCGUCACUGCUAGUCUCGAUCAAUUUUAUCCAAACUCCGAUAUCAAUUUUUUGUUGUAUUUUACUUUUUUUGCGUUUUAAGUAGAAUAUUUAUCCCGAACAAAAUGUGGUAUUUACAAACUCACCAAUAAUAAUAAAUAAAUAACAAUAAAGACUCAUGCACGUUUGAUGAAGCACCAACCCACACCAUCAACAGUUUCUGGUGGGUCAUGCGUAUUUGACAUUUUCUCAUUCACUUCUAUGAAAGAAAGAAAAAUCCUUCCUAAUAUAUAAACGUGAAGGAAGUUGGCAUUCAUCCUCACAAGAUUCCAACUUCUCUUCUACACACAAUACCACUUCCAUCUGCACUAGUGCAUUCUACUUCUCUUUCCCCAUAGCAAGUGAUCAAUCUUCUCCACCAUUGAGAGAGGUGAGAGACGAAAAUUGUCCAGGCUGCCAGAUAGACAAAAUUAAAGCAACGAAAACGGGCUGGCCUCUUCGAGAAAUCGUUAUCAUAUGGAGCCUCGUCUUGUGCACAAGUAAACUAGCUAGCCACUUUCAUCUUUGUAGUUAGCAUUUAUAAAUGCUAUUGCUCUUACUAAGAACUGUUGUUUGUAUGUUUGCAGCGCUGCCGAUAUCUUCUCUUUUUCCCUACCUGUAUUUCAUGGUUAGGGACUUCAAUGUGGCACAACAUGAAGAAGAUAUAGGUUACUAUGCUGGAUAUGUUGGUUCCUCUUUCAUGCUGGCCAGAUCAGUGACUUCUGUUAUCUGGGGUCUCAUUGCCGAUCGCUACGGCCGGAAACGUGUGCUACUGCUGGGGACCUCGGCAAUGGUUGUUGCCAACAUUCUGUUUGGGCUUAGUGUGAACUUUUGGAUGGCGGUGUCCAUGAGGGCUCUUCUUGGCUGUCUAAAUGGUUUAAUUGGAACGACAAAGGCAUAUGCAAGUGAGAUUUUCAGAGAAGAUCAACAAGCCCUGGCUUUGUCCACAGUUAGCACAGCAUGGGGGUAUUGGAUUGGUCAUUGGCCCUGCUCUGGGGGGUUUCCUGGCUCAGCAGAAAAGUACCCAAAUCUGUUCCCCCAGGACAAUCUGUUUGGGAGAUUCCCCUACUUAUUACCCUCCCUUGCUAUAUCAAUCAUCACUCUGGCAGUAACCAUUGCGUCGUUGUGGAUUCCGGAAACAUUGCACUUCCACAAUGAAGAAAGGACUUCAAUAGAUGACCCUUGUGAAGCUCCGGAAACUGCUGAUGCAUCUGGUGGUGAUGGUGAUGGAAACAGAGCAGCUGCAGAGCAAAGCCUCUUAAGGAAUUGGCCUCUGAUGUCGGCUAUCAUUGUUUACUGCGUCUUCUCACUCCAUGACAUGGCCUACUCGGAGAUAUUCUCAUUGUGGGCUGUGAGCCCCCGAAAGUUGGGUGGUCUCGGGUACUCAACGACAAAUGUGGGGGAAGUUCUCUCUGUCUCAGGUCUAGGCCUUCUCCUUCUCCAACUUUCUCUAUAUCCAUACAUGGAGAAGCGUCUUGGACCUGUCAUGGUGUCCCGUCUUGUUGGGUUCGAGGGUUUUACUCUCAAUCUGCUGUUGAAUUGUGCAUCUCUGUUGAAGAAUAUUUUAGCGGUGUCCAUUUCAACGGGCUUAUCGAUUCUCCAAAACAAGGCAGUGGACCAACACCAGAGAGGAGCGGCUAAUGGCAUUGCUAUGACAGCGAUGUCACUUUUCAUAGCUAUUGGUCCUGCUGGAGGGGGUGCUUUACUCUCUUGGGCAGAAUCACGCCAGGAUGCUGCUUUCCUACCAGGGACCCAGUUGGUUUUCUUCACCCUGAUUCUAGUGGAAGCAGUUGGAGUAUUACUAACAUUCAAGCCAUUCUUAGCCCAACGCCAAAAGAAGGAGUAGCCAAGAAGAAACCAACUGAUCAUCCAUAUUACCAACACCGCCUAGCAUGUAGCCUUGUUAGUGAUGAUGUGUAUUUCUUACAAUGAGAUGUUGGAAGGAAUUUGAUAUCAGUGAAAUAAACAAAACGCAACGCGAAUACUUAUAAUUAGUUAUGAUGUGUGUUUGCAAUGUUUUAUAUCUCCUCGCUCAGCAUCGAUCAAAACAAAUUCAUUUUGCUUUUUCCCCUUCAUUUUAGUCAACUAAAUGAAUAUAAAAAUUGGUAUUUUGUGAAAAAUGUGAAUAUUUUAAGUCAAAAUAUGUUUAUUGGCCAGUGACAUGGUGGGUUUUUCGCUAAUCAACAGUGUUGACUGUCCAACAUAUAUACCGAUUAACUCUUGGAGGCCAACUAAGUAAACUUUAAGAUUUGUUCAGCCCAUAAUGUUAAAUAGUGAAAAGAUUGCCCAGGAUGUUAAAGAUGAGAAAAGUUUGGACCAGGCAAAAAUAUUAACCUUUUUAAGUGGGUUUAUAUUGACAAGGCGGUUACAUGACGGGUUGACCGUUAGUCAGUGGUGUUCACCGUUAAUUUGAAUGGUUAACACUUGGUUUAGACCAAAUCAAUAAUUUACUAUAAUAAUUCGAGUCAUAAUAGGCAUUUCUGAAAAGAAUGAUCAGAAUAAUAAUUUUGGAAAAGAUGGGACCAAACAAAUCAAAUAACCUUUUAGAUUACAAUCACAUACUAUUUUUAGAAGAUUUUUUUUGCUUCUUAUAAGAAUUCUCAUGAUUUUUCCUACUCUGCAUGUAAAACAUUUGUACCAACUUAUUUGAGUUACUAUUAAAUAUUAAUGCAUCUAAUGAAGUAGGUGAAUGUUAAUUCCUUUUAAUAAAGUAUCUACUAUAUCCUCAUCUAACACACAGUAGUAUUCAUAGUAAAAAAAACACAGUCAUAUUCCAUUUGAUCGUAUGGUUUUGCUUGGGUUAACUUUGUUUGUUUUAAGAGAACUCAUAAUAUCAAAACAAAUCCUGAAUUUUGCAAUAGAAAGUUGACAGCGGUGAACAGAAUUGCUAAUUCAUUAGUUAGUGAAAACAUAGGUGACCUAUUUGCUAAAAUUAAAACAUAGUGGAUCGAUUUCUGAGUAAGCCCAAACAUAAAUGACCUUUUAGGCUUUUACGCUAUGCAUGUAAAACAUUUGUACCAACUUAUUUGAGUUAUUAUUAAAUAUUAAUGCAUCUAAUGAAGCAGGUGAAUGUUAAUUCCUUUUAAUAAAGUAUCUACUAUAUCCUCAUCUAACACACAGUAGUAUUCAUAGUAAAAAAAACACAGUCAUAUUCCAUUUGAUCGUAUGGUUUUGCUUGGGUUAACUUUGUUUGUUUUAAGAGAACUCAUAAUAUCAAAACAAAUCCUGAAUUUUGCAAUAGAAAGUUGACAGCGGUGAACAGAAUUGCUAAUUCAUUAGUUAGUGAAAACAUAGGUGACCUAUUUGCUAAAAUUAAAACAUAGUGGAUCGAUUUCUGAGUAAGCCCAAACAUAAAUGACCUUUUAGGCUUUUACGCUAUGCAUGUAAAACAUUUGUACCAACUUAUUUGAGUUAUUAUUAAAUAUUAAUGCAUCUAAUGAAGCAGGUGAAUGUUAAUUCCUUUUAAUAAAGUAUCUACUAUAUCCUCAUCUAACACACAGUAGUAUUCAUAGUAAAAAAAACAGAGUCAUAUUCCAUUUGAUCGUAUGGUUUUGCUUGGGUUAACUUUGUUUGUUUUAAGAGAACUCAUAAUAUCAAAACAAAUCCUGAAUUUUGCAAUAGAAAGUUGACCGCGGUGAACAGAAUUGCUAAUUCAUUAGUUAGUGAAAACAUGAGUGACCUAUUUGUUAAAAUUAAAACAUAGUGGAUCGAUUUCUGAGUAAGCCCAAACAUAAAUGACCUUUUAGGCUUUUAUGCUAUGCAAUGCAGCUUCUGACACUAGGCCUUAAACUUCUAUAGCUCAACAGCUCAUCUCGUAAUAGUGGGCUGCAUUUUGCCCAUGAGGCCCAAAACUUUAAGAAGAAAACAAAUAACGUAGUGGGCUGCAUUUUGUCCUUGAGGUCUACAGACUGAAGAAUUCAAGGCCCAACGGUGGAAAAAGAAUUCAAUAACUAGAGGUUUGCUGAGAGUGGGAUUUGAACCCACGCCCUUUCGGACCGGGAAAGGGUCUGGCGCCUUAGACCAACUCGGCCAUCUCAACUUAAUUGUUAAAUUGAUCUCAAUGUUUUAAUAUUAUUAUUAGACGACAUAAGUUCCAAACCUUGAGAUGAAAUAGUUUGAUGUAUUCAAUAGGGAGCAUAUAGAUGUGUGAGUCCAGGAACAGGAGGUACAAUAUAUAAGAUAGGGAGUGUAUGAGUAGAUAUUUAGUAAAUACUCUGUUUAAUACACGUAUAUGUACCAGUAUAUACUUUAUUCGUUUAAAACUUCUGUAUCUGUAUUAUUGACAAAUCGUUUCAUUUUUCUCGUUCAUUUGAUGGCUCCCGUACUAAACACGUAUAACCCAUAUAACGUUUAUUAUCAGUAUUUUACGAAUUAAAUUGUUAACUUUACUAUUAUUUAUUUAUUUAUUUUUAAAAUAAUUAAUUUUAUAUAUUUAUGACUAUUAACGUACUAUCAAACAUGUAACUUUAGCUAAGAGACGAAGUAUAAUUCCCGUAUAUAUUUUUUACGUAACUUUCUCGUACAGUAUUUUACUAACUAUGAUGAGUAGUGUGGCUAUGGUAGGUUGAGUUGAGGGGUGAAAUGAGUUAUUAACAAUUAUGAAUUAUUGUAAGUUGAGUUAGAAUUACGAAUUGAUUCAUAAAUGAUUAUGAAUUAGCGUGAAUACUAUUAUUUUGGAUCGUUGAUUAAUAAUUUGGAUAAAUAUUGUUUCAACAAAAGUACAAUGUAAUUUUACGCUAUUGAAGCUUGCUACUGGACAAACAUAAUAUUUCUUCAUUCUCUUUAAUGGCUUAUCAACAUUGAAUUUCCCUAUAUAUGAACUAGAUCGGGCCCAUCCGUUGGCCGAAUAAAUUACAUAAAUAAUAUAAAAGAUAGUAGUAUUUGUCCAAAUCAAAAUACGUUUUUAUUUGGUACCAUGAAAAAAUCUACACUAUUUAAUUACUAAUAGUAUAAAUUGGGAACACACAUGAUAAGUUUUCUUAUAUCCUGAUCAUUCGUGGACAACAAUCUUGAACAAAGGUUUUACAAACCUUAUGCAGGGAAUCAAUUCCUAAGAAAAUUAAUAAGACUGU
Molecule: messenger RNA, 6236 nt
Organism: Linum trigynum
Lineage: Eukaryota; Viridiplantae; Streptophyta; Magnoliopsida; Malpighiales; Linaceae
Source: the annotation of a GenBank genome assembly